Aspergillus thermomutatus is the source of this 1215-nucleotide messenger RNA. RefSeq names its product small ubiquitin-related modifier domain-containing protein. Gene Ontology annotation, molecular function: protein binding. NCBI's taxonomy places the organism in Eukaryota, Fungi, Ascomycota, Eurotiomycetes, Eurotiales, Aspergillaceae. The record is from RefSeq and is a predicted model, not a curated record. The transcript has a single exon. Bases 1 to 1215 code for a protein of 404 amino acids.
AUGCGGUCAUUCUUCAAGAGGCCUUCCUGGGCAAGCAAAGGAGACGAGCCAGUGACUUCUGACUUCUACCGUCGUGCUGGACAAAUUUACGAUGAUAUCAUCAUUACAAACAGAGAGGCUCGGGAGAGAUCUAAUUGCGGUAACAAGUCUGCAGCUGAAGAUGGCAGGGCAAGAAAACGCCGUCAUGUGCUGGAUGAUGGGAACUCCGAGGAAAGCAAGUCCCUGGGCCUUGACGGUAGUCUCAAGUACAAUCUCGAAUCGAUGAGUCAACAAGAGUGUGCACCUCCAAAGUUGAAACCUUCUCACUGCAGCACUCCAGCGGAGGAGAGCAAGGACAGCGGACCACAGGAACCGGCAACGGCAUCUUCAGGUGGUUUAGACACGAUUAGCGGAAAUGUGUAUCCAGAUCGUGACUCCGAACCUACUUUACUUACAUCAGUCCGGCGCCGCAAAACGAGCUUUGAUGACUCUUCUCAAUCUAAAACGGAAAGAAAGAGCAAGGGCAUGAGUGUCGAUGGGCGCCUGGAUAAUCUGGAGGAAGAACGAUGCCAGGGGAAGGCCCCAGGCACUGACAUGCAACAAUAUCCGGACUCCAGAAAAGAAGAUGUUACUGUGCAAAUCCUUAUUACCUCGCCCAUUGAGAACACAAAACCGCUUAUCGUUCAUAGAAAAAUGUCACAAUCCUUGAGGGACGUACGUCUAGCUUGGUGCAAUCGUCAAAAUCUACCAACUACACUGCAGGCGUCUAUAUAUCUGACCUGGAAGGGCAGGAGAUUAUUUGAUGUCACAACGUGCAGAAGCCUCGGACUUGAUAUCAGCGAAAUACCGCCUGAUGAUGAGGACAUCGACAAGUAUUCACAAAUGGAUGCAAAACCCAUGCGUAUCCAUAUGGAGGCUGUAACAGACAAGCUUGUUGCCUCGGAUGCUCAACGACUUUCGCCUGCACUUGGUUCGCAACCGACCCUGAACGAGGGCUCGGAUCCAAGACCUUUGAUCAGGCUUGUCUUGAAGUGCCCAGGGUUUGAUAAGUUCGAAACAAGUGUUGCUUCGAAUCGGCCCAUUUCUCAGGUUAUUGCCGCAUUCCGGCAGGCAAAGCGCAUACCUUCAGAGCGAAAGAUUCAUCUGGUGUUUGACGGUGAUCAUCUGAGCCCUAGUGCAUGUUUUGCGGACUAUGACAUAACAGAUGAUGAUUUGUUAGAUGUUUUAAUCAAGUGA